ACAUACGGCAGGCCUUAGUCGUUUUACGGCAAUAGUCUAUCGCUAUAAACAUUGCUCGACCCGUCUCGUGGAGCGCUUUGGUAAUAAAGCUGUACUGUUGCCCUUUUGCGAGAUAAUGGGCAUAGCAGAUGAAGCAGAUCGGACAUUGUUUGUGGGCAACUUGGACUCUCAAGUAACAGAGGAGCUUUUGUUUGAGCUGUUUUUACAGGCCGGGCCUCUGAUCAAAGUAAAAAUCCCGAGGGACAACGACGGGAAUUCGAAACAGUUCGCCUUUGUGAACUUUAAGCAUGAAGUCUCGGUCCCUUACAGCAUGCACCUGCUUGGGGGGAUCCGUCUUUACGGAAGGCAGCUCAACUUGCAGUUCAGAGCAGGCAGCAGUCAUAUAAAUCAGGAGGGAAAAAGCCCUGCAAACUCUCAGAACCUAAGUCCGGCGAGCACACCCACACACCGUGCUGCCAGGCAUGACCGGACUCCAGAUCAGAUGAGCUCUCCAUCAUUUUCUCCUCCUCAGAACUUUCAGAGGUCUUUCGCUUCACCAGACAGUCUUCAGAAGCAGGCGGUGAGGAACAACAUGUGGCAGGUCCAGAUGCAGCAGUUGGCCGGCACGUUUCAGCUCGGCAUGCAGCAGCAACAGUUCAGAGGUGGCUCAGGGAGCUCCUGGCAAAAAGACAGCCCCGCCCCCUGGAACCAAAGGCCCGCCCACCAGCAAGACUCCGCUGGCCACCACGGGCAUGGGAGCGGCAGCGGCGAGCGGCACCGGAGAAACGACUUCUACCAGCAUGAUGAUCGCAGCGGAGGCCGAAACCGAGAUUAUACACCUGACCGACGCAGAGAGCCGAGAGACGGACGCUGGAGACGAUACUGAGACCGAUUUCGUUUUAAAGUUUAAUUCUGAAAAACUGUUUGGCAAACCAGCAAUUUUGUUUUUAUAUGGUUUUCUUAAUUCUUUUUUACAACUUUUAAACUUAAGAUUCUUUUGUUAUAGAUUGUUAUAUAGUUACAAAUUUCAGCAAAAAAAAAAAAGAGCUUUUUAACUGGAAUGUACAAGAAAAAGAGUUACAAAAUACCUUGAAAGCAGAUUAUUACAUUUUACAAAUUUGUAUCUGGUUCAGUCUCAGGGUGCAGCUCGCAGUAUAUAUGAUGUCUAAUAAUUUUAAUAUGAGAAAUUAGUGGUUUUAUAUGAUUGGAUUUUUUUCUUUUUCCAGAUUUCACCGAUUAUCGAUCAGCCAGAUUUAUUGAAGCAUUUGCCAAAUGCUAUUUCUGGUCACAUAAUCACAUGAGCGAGUUCCGUGUGUGUCUCCUGAAUGAUUUAUUUCAUUUCUUUUUGUAAUUUAAAGCCAUGGUGUGCUUUUACCAGCAGGGGGCUUGUCCUUUAGAGCAGCUGUAUAAUUAAAGGCCAAUGUUAUUUCUCAGGAGUUUUUUUUUUUUUUUUUGAUAAAAUGAAAAUUCUGUUUUUUUUUUUUUUUAUGUUUCUGUUGAAAAAAAUGAUCAUGUAUCCAUGCUGUGUGCUCUAACUUUCUCCACUGUAAAUACAGCAUAAUUUUAACGUAUUAUUACUCGUGGUGUUGUCAUUCAUGCACAAGGUGUUUAAUAGGGUUGAGGUCGGUGCUUUAUAGCAGCUCGCUCAAGAUCUUCCACGCCAACCCAUAUCUUCUUGGAGAUGGCUUUGUGCACUGGGACAUCAUGCAGGAACAAGGUUUGGGUCUUUAAUUCAUUGGAAGGAAAAUGUCAUUCAACUACAUUCGAAGACUUCAUGCACAUUCAAAUUUGUGGUAACAGUUCAGGGAUGAAACACCUACGGCUGGAAAAGUCAGACAUUUCUUUUAAUCUUUAUAUAAAAGGUGUCUGUGUGGUUGAAGGACUGAUUACUAUGAAAUAGUGGAUGUAGAUGUUUUUUUUGUGGCAUUGCCUGUUCAGAUUUUCUUGUUG
This is a messenger RNA of Silurus meridionalis, 1929 nucleotides long. It is a transcript of the gene rbm7, whose product is annotated as RNA binding motif protein 7. The coding region runs from base 116 to 865 and encodes 249 amino acids. Lineage: Eukaryota; Metazoa; Chordata; Actinopteri; Siluriformes; Siluridae. Gene Ontology annotation, molecular function: single-stranded RNA binding. Gene Ontology annotation, biological process: regulation of alternative mRNA splicing, via spliceosome. Gene Ontology annotation, cellular component: nucleus. The record is from RefSeq and is a predicted model, not a curated record. The transcript is spliced from 5 exons.